Messenger RNA from Carica papaya (papaya), 952 nucleotides. The record is from RefSeq and is a predicted model, not a curated record. NCBI's taxonomy places the organism in Eukaryota, Viridiplantae, Streptophyta, Magnoliopsida, Brassicales, Caricaceae.
AUGGUCUCUGAAGUUGGUCAUCUUGGGGACGCGUAUCAGGAGUGGGUUCACCAACCUAUUGUAAGCAAGGAAGGCCCUAGGUUUUUCGAGAGUGAAUUUUGGGAGUUCUUGACUCGCACUGUUUGGUGGGCAAUUCCAGUCAUUUGGCUGCCAGUUGUUUUCUAUUUUAUCUCAUUGUCUGUGAAGAUGGGCCAUACUGUUCCAGAAAUUGCCUUGAUUGUGGCCUUUGGCAUAUUUGUGUGGACAUUGCUGGAAUACACUUUGCACCGUUUCCUUUUUCAUAUCAAAACAAAGAGUUACUGGGGAAACACCAUGCAUUAUCUUCUUCAUGGCUGCCAUCAUAAGCACCCUAUGGAUGGCCUUCGGCUUGUUUUUCCUCCUGCAGCAACAGCCGUUCUAUUAGUACCAUUCUGGAACUUGAUUAAGGUUUUAGCCACUCCUUCCACUGCUCCUGCUUUAUUUGGUGGUGGUUUGCUAGGCUAUGUGAUGUAUGAUGUCACUCAUUACUACCUGCACCAUGGUCAGCCCACAAAGGGAGUACCUAAAUCUCUUAAGAAAUAUCACUUAAAUCAUCACUUCCGGAUUCAAAAUAUGGGCUUUGGAAUCACUUCAUCAUUUUGGGACAGGGUCUUGGGUACACUUCCUCCCCAGAGUAAAGCUGAGAAGGGUACAUAAAUUUUAUUGGUUGUGUUAGCUGAGAAGGGCUGGGUUUUCAAAAUGCCUUUUUAUUAUUGUGCUCCCAAAAAUAUUCUUUUUUUAUAUUUCUUUCUCCUGUCUAGUUAUUUCUCUCUAGUCCUCGGAUUAACUCUAGAUGGUUCUUCAAGAGUUAGCAGCAUUUGAUGGACCAUGUCCCUCAUGUGGUAUCAUUUGGGGGGGGAGGUUUGUAUAAAAUGGAUGUAACAUUCAAUAUUUUGUGGUUUCUUUCUCUUAUUUAUUAAUUUUUCAUUCCGUU